UUUACAUUCUUGUAUUUUUCUUAAUUUACACGUUUCUAUAUGAAUUACCACCUAUGGUUCACAAUAAAUCUAUUACAAAAUGAGUUUCACUAGUGACGAAGUGAAUUUUCUUGUCUAUCGGUACUUGCAGGAAUCAGGUUUCCACCAUUCGGCGUACACCUUCGGCAUCGAAUCUCAUAUAUCGCAAAGCAACAUAAAUGGAGCACUCGUUCCUCCAGCUGCGCUACUCAAUAUUUUACAGAAGGGCCUACAGUACACAGAAGCGGAAAUAACUAUUGGAGAAGAUGGUACAGAAACACGUCUUACGGAAAGCUUAAGUUUAAUAGAUGCGGUGACUCCAGACAUAGUAGCAGCUCGACAGAAUGCCCACAACGCCCAGAAGCAGGCCAUUAAGGCUGAACCAGGAUCCGGCAGUGAACAGAAUGGUGUUGAUGGUACAACAUGCAGUGCAGCGUCAGCUGGCGGAGGAGCAGCAACACCAAGUGCUCCAGAAAACAUGGAUGUAGACCAAUCCAUUGAGAUUCCUGCCAAUAAAGCUACAGUUCUCAGAGGACAUGAAUCUGAAGUGUUCAUAUGUGCCUGGAACCCCAGUACAGAUCUACUGGCUAGCGGGUCUGGAGAUAGUACAGCCAGAAUUUGGGACAUGUCAGAUAAUCCUGCUACUACUCCAAAUCAAUUAGUUCUAAGACACUGCAUACAAAAGGGAGGGGCUGAAGUACCCAGUAAUAAAGAUGUCACUUCUUUGGAUUGGAAUUGUGAUGGUAAUCUCCUAGCAACAGGAUCUUACGAUGGUUACGCACGCAUAUGGACGACAGAUGGAACACUGGCAUCCACAUUAGGUCAACAUAAAGGGCCCAUAUUUGCUCUUAAGUGGAAUAAAAGGGGAAAUUAUAUUUUGAGUGCUGGGGUUGACAAGACCACAAUAAUUUGGGAUGCAGCAUCAGGACAAUGCACUCAACAGUUCUCUUUCCACUCUGCCCCAGCUCUUGAUGUUGACUGGCAGACCAACCAGUCCUUUGCUUCAUGCUCAACUGAUCAGUGCAUCCAUGUGUGUAGAUUAAACAUUGACAAGCCCAUCAAGAGCUUCCAAGGACAUACAAAUGAAGUAAAUGCUAUCAAGUGGGAUCCUCAAGGACAGCUGCUUGCAUCCUGCUCUGAUGACAUGACACUCAAGAUCUGGUCAAUGAAGCAAGACACAUGUGUGCAUGACUUACAAGCUCACUCCAAAGAAAUUUACACUAUUAAAUGGUCUCCAACUGGACCAGGGACAGCCAAUCCCAAUAUGAACCUCAUCUUGGCCAGCGCAUCAUUUGAUUCUACAGUCCGUCUAUGGGAUGUGGAGAGAGGUGUCUGUAUUCAUACACUGACAAAACAUACAGAGCCUGUUUACAGUGUGGCCUUCUCACCAGAUGGAAAGUUCUUGGCAAGUGGCUCAUUUGACAAAUGUGUUCAUAUAUGGUCAACACAAACCGGUGGACUAGUACACUCUUAUAAGGGAACAGGAGGAAUCUUCGAAGUCUGCUGGAAUUCUCGAGGUACAAAAGUUGGCGCUAGUGCAAGUGACGGUAGUGUUUUUGUUUUAGACUUGCGUAAACUCUAGGACAGGGUGUUUCCCUGAAUAACAGACAGUGUUAUACAGAAAGUUGUAACUAUAACAAGAAUAUGUAGGUUAUAUUGUUUCUUAAUUACUAUAUUUUACUCGUUUGUGUCAGAACACAACGAUAUGGGUGUAUAUUUUUGUUGUUUGUGCCUGAUGAUAGUG
Hyposmocoma kahamanoa is the source of this 1762-nucleotide messenger RNA. RefSeq names its product F-box-like/WD repeat-containing protein TBL1XR1 (gene ebi). The record is from RefSeq and is a predicted model, not a curated record. Bases 80 to 1600 code for a protein of 506 amino acids. Gene Ontology annotation, cellular component: histone deacetylase complex. The transcript is spliced from 8 exons. Lineage: Eukaryota; Metazoa; Arthropoda; Insecta; Lepidoptera; Cosmopterigidae. Gene Ontology annotation, biological process: regulation of transcription by RNA polymerase II. Gene Ontology annotation, molecular function: protein binding; transcription corepressor activity.